Molecule: messenger RNA, 954 nt
Organism: Staurois parvus
Lineage: Eukaryota; Metazoa; Chordata; Amphibia; Anura; Ranidae
Source: the annotation of a GenBank genome assembly
AUGGAAACUUCGACUUUACAGUCCUUCUCCCCAGACCCCUUGGCCUUACAGGCUGAGGAGGAAGAAGAGGAAUAUUUGACAGGGGAGGACAUACCCUUGGAACUUGAUAAAACACUCCGUUACCUGUCCAUCAUUAUAUACAGCAUAGCUUUUCUCCUGGGAACCACUGGAAAUGGCUUGGUGAUAUGGAUUGCUGGGUUUAAGAUGAAGAGAACAGUCAAUACAGUCUGGUUUUUGAAUCUUGCAAUCGCUGACUUCAUUUUUACGUUUUUUUUGCCCUUGAGCAUCACCUACACAGCUCUGGGUUUCAACUGGCCAUUUGGAACUCUACUGUGCAAGCUGAACAGCACCAUCGCUUUCCUGAAUUUGUUUGCGAGUGUCUUCCUGCUUACUGUUAUCAGUGCUGACCGUUGUGUCUCCGUGGUCAGACCCGUAUGGGCCCAAAACCAUAGGACUCCAAGACUGGCUUCCGCUAUCGCCCUCUCUGUUUGGCUGGCAGCUUUAAUCCUUUGUUCUCCCUACUUGGCCUUUCGGGACACCAUACGGGACAAUGACAACAAUGUCACACAUUGCUACAAUAACUACGCCUUCUCCACCGACUUUGAUGACUUGGAGGUAGUAGCCUUGAGGAACAUGAGACACCAAGUAAUGAUAUCUGUAAGACUUAUCUUAGUUUUCUAUUCUUUGAUGGCUUUGAAGUUGAGAAGAAGCCUUCUUUCGUGGUCCAGCCGGCCAUUCAAAGUCAUGGCAUCUGUUGUGGUUGCUUUCUUCCUCUGCUGGUUCCCAUAUCACAUCCUCUCUGUACUGGAAGUUGUUAUGCACCACUGGGACAAUAAAGGGCUAAAAUCAGCUGUUCUUAUUGGAAGUCCCUUAGCUACCAGUCUGGCUUUCUUUAACAGCUGCUUAAACCCUUCCUCUAUGUCUUCCUGGGCAGGGAUUUUAAAGAGUCCUUGA